Molecule: messenger RNA, 1767 nt
Organism: Spizellomyces punctatus DAOM BR117
Lineage: Eukaryota; Fungi; Chytridiomycota; Chytridiomycetes; Spizellomycetales; Spizellomycetaceae
Exons: 8
Coding region: 50-1636 (528 amino acids)
Biological process (GO): transport
Molecular function (GO): transporter activity
Source: RefSeq, a predicted model, not a curated record
GUUUGAUACCAAUCAUUUACAAUUCCUUGUUCUCGCUUUACAGCCCGCCAUGACGGCGGAUGAAGGAGGCCGCAUAAUGGGCCCCUUUCCAUACUUUAUAGCAGGGCUCGCCGCAUUUGUGGGCUCCGCAAUAUCAUUUUACACAAUGUUUCUACAUUUUAAGAAUUAUCGACGACCGGAGGUCCAGAGACUUGCGAUACGUAUAUUGUGGAUGGUUCCGGUCUAUGCAGUAGCGUCCUUCACGAGCCUGUCAUCCCGAUCCGCUGCAGAUUACAUUGAUACAAUACGAGAUAUAUAUGAGGCAUUCGUCAUAUACUCGUUCUUCAUUCUAUGCAUCAACUAUCUCGGUGGUGAGCGUGCUCUCCUUGCGAUGCUGGAACAACGCAUGCGAACACACCAUCUUUGGCCGUUUAAUUACUGCUUUUCACCUAUGGAUAUGAGCGACCCAGAAACAUUUCUCUUCGUCCGGCGCGGAGUCCUGCAGUUUGUCAUUUUGAAACCAAUCUUGAGUGUCCUGACUAUGAUCCUAAAACUCGCUGGCCAAUAUCACGAAGGCUACAUUGGCUGGACGAGCUGUUACAUGUGGUUAUCAUUGUUUUACAACUUGUCGGUCUGCUGGUCCCUGUACUGUUUGGUGUUAUUCUACGUGCAGUGCUCGAAAGACUUACAGCCAUACCGGCCUAUGCCAAAGUUUAUUUGUGUAAAAUCCAUCGUUUUUCUUACCUUUUAUCAAGGGUUGGGUAUCGCCUUUCUGGUCUGGGCUGGCCUCAUACGCGAUAAAGGCGGAUAUUCUGGAAGCAAUCUUGCACUGGCGUUGCAGGAUUUCUUGAUUUGUGUUGAAAUGCCGUUCCUUGCAAUGUUGCAUUGGUACGCAUUCCCAUGGACCGAUUAUGAUGAUCGCCGACUAUCAUCUCGAGUGGCUUUUCUGUACGCGGUUCGGGAUGCGUUUGGUGUGAAAGAUAUCAUUCAAGACACUUAUCAUACGUUCAGAGGGACAAGAUUUCGACAUGUGCGAAGAGGAAGCCAUCAGAUCCUUAUCAGGGACAACGAUGUAGAGUUUGGCCCAGAUAGUCCUGCAAAUGCAAGUGGGUUUAGCCGAUGGGCAAAGAAUUCGCGAAGGCGCGACGGGUAUGGGACUAUACCACACGAUGACGCAAAUGCAUGGGAAUCUGGUGAAGGAGAAUAUGAUUCUAAUGAGGAAAGGGAAACGACAAGUUUGGAAUUUACACCGCCCGAAAGCGAUCCUGACUUGGAAGCUCAGUAUGAGAGUAGUCGCAAGUUACCGUUUGGGGAUUAUAACUAUCCCGUUUUACACGAGGAUCCAAGAUUUAGUAAUCCGCCAAUUGUACAGGCGGAAAUUGAUCGAAGAGCAAGAGCGUAUCUCAGUGGUGAGGGGUCGGGCAAGAAGAGAGGUAAAAAGACGGUUGUCCGCGGCCAUGGACGUGCGAUGCCGUCCCAAAGUCGGAAUCAAUCAGACAAGGAGGAUUCAGGGGACAGUGCCAUAGCGCCAAGUGAGGAGGACGAACGCGAGGAGGCAAGGGAGGAUUCAGAACGGGAAGCGAGUUCGUUGAUAGGUAGUCGUGGGAGAAGAAUACGUGAACCAGCAGAGCAAGACCCUGAUUCGUCAUCAGCAUAGCGAGUACCAUCGUAGCGGAAAUAUUUGAUAUUUGUUUUAGACUUCUAAUGAUACCACGAUUCCGCUUACUCACACCACAUAUAACAACACAUGCCAGAAUAAACCAACGACAAGAAUGAAUAUUGUUUUAC